AUGGGUGCUGGAGCCAGUGCACCGUCUGCUGCUGCUACUCUCCCCGCUGACUACUCCAUCUGGGAUAAUAUGAGCCAUAGCAGCGAUGAGGAGGAGGUAGAGAACAGCAGUGACGAGCAGGAGAGCGAGAGUGGGAGUGACGAGGAGGAGAGAGCGAGUGGAAGCGAUGAGGAGGAUAGGGAGGGUAGCAGUGAUGAGGAGGAAGAGGAGGAGAGUGAGAGCAGCAGUGAGGAAGAGGAGGCUGCCGGAGUCAGCUCAUCUGGUUCUCGCUGGUCCAAGUCUGAAUCUCUCUGCUCCUGCUGCUUCCACAGGGUGCUAGGCACCCAGGGCAGAUUGGCUCUUGGCAUUUCGAGCCGGAAAGACUUCCGCGAGGAUUUACUUCAGCAACUGCCGGAUUCCAUUCCCCUGGCAACACCAGACAGGCAGGGAGUGGGUAGGUCCCUGGGAGGUGGUAGAGGAGAAAACGCACCAGGACAGGGAGCAAAAGUACGGGCAGGGAAGAGGAAGGGAGCAGCAGAGAUGGGAGCAACAGGAGGCGGUGGUGGGUACACGUGUGACCUCGCCCCCCACCUUUGUGCCGAGGAGAUGCUUCUCGAGUGGAUGGCUGAGCCUCGUGUGGGCGUGCUCAUGGACCUGGGGAGGAUCAGAUCCCGCCUGCCUGCAAUCAUUGCUGCUACAGGUGAUCCUGCCGAUCCUGACCCAAAUGCUGCCACGUCCUCGUCCUCCUCCGCUCUCCCCUCGCACACACCCCCUGCCUCGGUCCCCUGGUCGUGCUGCUGGCGCUGCAGCAGCUGCUGGGCCUCCUACCGUCGCGCUGUGUCCCUCUGCGCCUUCCUUGUGCUUGUAGCGAAUUCUUUUCGCUUUGUGAUUUUAUGGAGGGCUCAGCUUGCCUCCCUUACAGGCCUCUUCGCUCCUACUGUGGAGGAGCUAGGGGCCCACAGGCAGGAAGAGGAAGAUUGUUUGGCGACGGUGCUGGUGCAGGUGCUGGGGAUGAAGGGAGGAGAGGAGAUAAACGAUGGUUUUAAAGCCCAUGUGCUGCCGCUGUUGCCUGGUGGUGCGGAGGCGCACAGAGAGAGUGAGGGUGGAGCAGGGAGGAAUGGGGAGAAGCGGGAGGCUGGGAGAAACGGUGGAAGACGGGAGGGGAAAGGUGAUGGUGGUGCGGGCAGCAGUGGGGAGUGGAGUCAGGGGCUGGAGGGUCCUGUGUGGGACAGGUAUGUGGGCGGUAUGGCUUGUCUUCUUGCGCAUGAUGGACGGGAUGAGAUGAGGGCCCCCAAAGCCGCUUCCAGCAUCAACAGUGAUCCCAACGGUUCGUUGAGUUCACGCAUCUCCAAAACUUUCAUCAGCAGCGGUAUUCCCAAGGGCAUGUUUGUGAGUGGCAUUGACGCCACUGGUUUCGCCCUUGCCGUUGCUACAAUUCUCUCCAAGCCCCAAUUCUCCGAGGAUGCUUGCCGGGUGUUCUUCACAGAUGCUAAUAACGAGUACAGAGUGAAGCUGGAGAAUUCUGCGACUGAGGCUGCCAGGAAGAAAGUAGGCAUGGGUGCUGAAAGAGAGGGAGAAGGUGGGGAUGGAAAGAGCCGUGGAGUUGAGAUUGGUGUGAGAGGUACAGUGAAGGACGGCUGGGAGGCGGUAACCGCAGUCAGUAACACGCUCGUGACUGUGCUGGCGUGGAGGGUGAGCCGCAUCCUUAUGUGGGUCCGAACCUACGGCCCGAACCUGCAAUCUCCAAAGGCAUGCGCACUCCGAACCUGCGUCAAGCCAAAAGAGAAUCUCCCAAACCUCUGCCACCCAUUUCGGAAUCUCCCGAGCCUGCUGAUCAGGUCCGGCACCGUGCCGGAGCCCUUGGUUUGGCAGGGAUUUUCUUGGGAGUGGGAGGAGUUCCCUGCGGGUGAUGAAGCUGCUUUAAAGCUUCCUGAUGACGUGCAAGGGAGGAUUGAUUAUAAGAAAACCCUUGAAGAGAAGUAUGGGGUUACUGUGGACUGGAAAAAUCCCACAAGUGCCAGAGCAGCAGCAGCAGCAUUGCCAGCAGCAGCAUCGGCAGCAGCAGCUUCAAAGAGCCGUCCAGUCAUUCGCACACUCGCCGACGUCGAGUUUCUGGUUGAAGCCAUGGCAGCAGAUUGGAAGGCUCCCAGGUGCACGCGGUGCUGGAAGUGCCAUGUCAAGCACGCUGGCGCCAUCAACCUCGUCGCCCUCUUCGCCUCCUUCGCCUAUCGCCCCGUCUCCACCCUCAUUCACCGCUUCCUCUUCCUCUUCCCUCCCGACCAAACCAGAGAGGCGUACAGCCUUCUCGGCCUUUUCAUGCCGUCGGGACAAGAGGAGACGGUGAACUGGAGGCACGUGAGAGGGCGGCUGGAAGGGUUUGCCGAGGAACAGGAAAUGGCGAUGUUCAUGCAUGCUUGCUCUAUAAUAGCGAGCAGGUGGGCCAAGGAGGAGGAGCCGAAUCCGGGGCGGUUUGCUCGGCUUGUAGAGGAGGAGGGCGCGGGGCAGGAGAAGGGUGGGUUGGGAAAGUGGAAGCAACUGGAUAGUGAGAUGUGGGAGGAGGUUCGGAUGUGGCGGCAUGCUGCCAAGGCUGCGUGGCCUGGGGACAGGAGGAACUGGAUGGGAGAGCUUCGGGAUAAGUGCAUGGGCCGCAGGAAAAGGACGAAACAUAGGUGCAGUGAAGACGAGGAGGAAGGGGGAGGGGAGGAACAGGAGGAGGAGGGGCUGGUUUAUGCGAAGAAAUGGGUGGGAGGAGUGAAUCUGCUGGCCUGCCUGAGAGCAAUGCUGCUGGGAGAGCCAUGGAAAGGGUGUCAUUCUGCUGCUGCUGCUGCUGCUGCUGCUGCUACUGAUUUGGAGAAAGGGAAGAUGGAAGCGGCAAAUCAAGCAGCAGGGAACAAAGCAGGUGGCAGCGCAGCAGAAAGCGAAGAACCUGGAACCCCGGCAGGCACUUUCUGGACAGAUGCAUCGGUUGUAGAUACCCGGGCAGAGCGACUGAAAUCAGGGUACCGGCGCGUGUGCCAGGGGCCGAGGUGCAGCUGUGUGGAGUGGGAUGGCGUGGAGCUGAAGAUGUGUAGGCGGUGUGGCAGCGAGUCAGGAGGAGAGUCAUCAGGAGCAGGGAUAUCUGCACGGCAGCGAGGGCGAACCAGGCACGGCAGCGAGGGCGAACCAGGCACGGCAGUGCGACGACAAGCAAGGGGCGGCAGGAGAGCACUGCCGUUCCAAGGGGCUUGGAAAGGAUCCGAGAAGGUUCAGGUGCUGUCGCGCGCAGACAUGGUGCAUUACGUGGACGUGAGAGGCGCGUGGGACUGGCGAGAGUGCGAGUGCUGCUUCGACCGCGCAGUGAGCUACCGCGCACAGCGCGCACUCGGCAUGGUCCGCCUGAGACACUUCCGUUGCGACCUUCAGAGGCAGCUGCCAGACUCCAUCCCCCUUGCUCCCCAGGAGCGACCAUCCAGCGCCAUGGUUGAGGACUCUGCUAGAGUGCCCUUGAGGCCGUUGGAGCCUCUGGAGGAGUGGCCUCCCCAGCAGUUGUUCGGCGUCAAGUGUGCCGUGGCGCCCAUUCGCUGUGCCGAGGCGAUGAUUCUCGAGUGGAUGGCUGAGCCUCGCGUGGGCGUGCUCAUGGACCUGGGGAGGAUCAGAUCCCGCCUGCCUGCCAUCCUGGCCGCUACAGAUGCUGCUACAGCUGCAACCUCUCCUGCGACAGCUGCUGCCCUUGCUGCCGCUGCUAGUGGAACGUGGGCGACUCGCUGGGCUGCCUACCGCCGUGCUGUGAGCUUCGCUGCCUUCCUCACGCUUGUAGCGAGGUGCCCGCGCGUUGUGAAUCUAAAGAGGUUGUGUAUGCGUGGAGAGACCUCAGUUUAUCCGGCUAUCAUGGCCCAGUUCGGGGCGGGGAGGCAGGUGGAGAACGACUGCAUUGCGUCCGUGCUGGUGCAGGUGCUGGGGGUGAAGGAGGUUGCUGACCUGCAGGAAGGGUUUGGGUUCUUCGUGCAGCAUGUGCUGUCAGGCGGGCUGGAGAAGGCGCAUGGAGAGGAGAAGGGGAGAGGGGCAGCUGGAGAGGAGGGUGCUGAGAAGACACACUGGGAGGAGGGGGGGACUUGGGGGGAGGCUGCAGAGAAAGCGCAGGGAGAGGAGGGACGGGCGGAUGGCGAGAUGAUGGAUAGGGGUGGGGGCAUGGAAAAGGAGGAGGAGAAGGUGGCCGCCCUGGCAAGGUUGAUUGCCUCUCAGGUUGAUGCUGGUGGUGGGAGGGACGGAGGGGAACCAAAGCAUAGCAGCGAGGCGAGCAAAGGGGGAGAGAGACACAGCAGCGGGGCGGCUAAUGGAGCUGCUGGGGAGGGUGGCAGACGAGGGAAGAAUGGGCAGUGGAGGGAGAAUCUGAAGGGGCAUGUGUGGGAGAGGUAUGUGGAUGGCAUGGCUUGGAUUCUGGAGCAUAGAGGGGGGGAAGGGAGGGAGUUUAGAUGCAGCCAGUGCAGUGAGGAGGGCAGCCAGUGCAGUGAGGAGGGCAGUCAGUGCAGUGAGGAGGGCAGCCAGUGCAGUGAGGAGGGCAGCCAGUGCAGUGAGGAGGGCAGCCAGUGCAGUGAGGAGGGCAGUCAGUGCAGUGAGGAGGGCAGCCAGUGCAGUGAGGAGGGCAGCCAGUGCAGUGAGGAGGGCAGCCAGUGCAAUGAGGAGGGCAGCCAGUGCAGUGAGGAGGGCAGCCAGUGCAGUGAGGAGGGCAGCCAGUGCAGUGAGGAGGGCAGCCAGUGCAGUGAGGAGGGCAGCCAGUGCAGUGAGGAGGGCAGCCAGUGCAAUGAGGAGGGCAGCCAGUGCAGUGAGGAGGGCAGCCAGUGCAGUGAGGAGGGCAGCCAGUGCAGUGAGGAGGGCAGCCAGUGCAGUGAGGAGGGCAGCCAGUGCAGUGAGGAGGGCAGCCAGUGCAAUGAGGAGGGCAGCCAGUGCAGUGAGGAGGGCAGCCAGUGCAGUGAGGAGAGCAGCCAGUGCAGUGAGGAGGGCAGCCAGUGCAGUGAGGAGGGCAGCCAGUGCAGUGAGGAGGGCAGCAACAAUGGAGGUGAUGUGCAGGUGAAUGGUGCUCCCAAGGGCAUGUAUGUGAGUGGAGUAGGCGCCACGGAUUUCGCUCUUGCGUUUGCCACAGAGCUGUCUAAGCCAGAGAGCUGUGCUGAGGCGUGUAUGUACAUAUUGGAUGGGAACAAUGCCAAUAAGGUGAGGGUGGAAGAGGCAGCAAUUCAGGAGGCUAGAAGCAGGUUGAGAAGAGGGGUAGGUGGAAAGGGCAGAAAAGUGCGUUCAGGAGGAACAGGAGGAGAUGGGGCAGCAGCAAACACGAGUGGGGCAGCAGCCAACACGAGUGGGGCAGCAGCAAACACGAGUGGGGCAGCAGCAAACAGGAGCGGGGAAGCAGCAAAAAAAAUCCGAGCAGCAGCAAGCACUACCGGGGCAGUAUCAAACACGAUUCGGGAAGCAGCAAACACGAGUGGGGCAGGAGCAAACACGAGUGGGGCAGGAGCAAACACGAGUAAGGCAGGAGCAAACAGGACCAGAGCAGCAGAAGCAUCAGUGAUGAGGAAUGCAUCUGCUUUCAGUGCUGCUGCUUCAGAUGAAAACCGGCCUUGUACACGAGUGGAUGGCACCUGCGCCAGCUACAACCCUGGGCUAGUACCCGUAAACACAAAUCCGGUUUUUUCAGCCUUCACUUAUCGAGUUGCCCGCAUCUUACAGUGGGUUCGAAUCUACGGCUCAGAUGUUGUCUUUGUAGACCGAUGCUGCAAGAUUAAGCCACAGAAUAAGAUCCUGGAAAUGCCCCAUCCCUUUCGAGACCUCCCGAGCCUGCUGCUGAGGCUUGGUGCCAUCCCCAAGCCUCUUGAUGAUGCUGAUUUUUCUGUAGAGUGGGAGGAAUGGCCACAGGGCGAUGAAGCUGCUUUGAAGCUUCCAGAUGAUCCCAAUGCAAGAUUCUUUCUGCUGGGUAUCUCGGAGGAGAGUGGAACGGGAGUGGAGAGUGAGCAGAGGGUGACAGAAGCAGCAUCAAAGUCUGGGAGGAAGCACACGAGGCGGAAGGUGAGAGGAGCCAAGGCACCUGGCCAAGCGAGUGACGGCAGUUGGGGCCAUACAGACAGAGGGAUUGGCGGAGUGACGGAGCAAAAGGGCAUUCCACAUCCAUUCGGCAUGGCUGUUAUACGGCCGCCUCCGAGAAGGAAGCUUCCCAUUGUCCGUUGCGUGGCGGAUGCAGAAUCUCUUGUGGAGGGGGUCGGCCAGGUCGUGACUCCACCGGCAUGUACCCACUGUGUCCAGUGCUUCCGCGACUACUACCUCCUCCUCCCAUCCAUCGCCCUCAUUGCCAAGUAUGCCUACCGCCCCCUCUACGUCCUCUUCAACCGCUUCUUAUCCGUCUUCCCGCCGCACUCCUUUGGGUUCCACACGCUUGUGAAGGACAUGGGGUUGCCGCCGUUUCCCUCAGGCCCGGCUUCACCUACCAACCUUGCAAUUCUGCGCGGUGAGAUCGAGAAGGAGCGCGUUACCUUUCUGCUGCUCGUCGCCCUCAAGUGGCCGGCCUCCAUUCUGGAUUUGGAACAGUUUGAGGGCAAAGAGCUGUUGGAGGGAGACGCGAUUCGAGUGAAGAAGAAGGUUGCGACGGGGAGGAAGAAAGGGAAGGCUCGGAGAGGGAUGGGAAACGGAGGGGAGGAGGAGGAAGAGGAGGACGAUGGAGAGGUGUGGGAGGAGUUGGAGUCGUGGUGCUUCACAGCCCAGAAUGCCUGCCCAUCCAGCCUGCGUGUCUCGUUGCGGGAUGCCGAUGUUGAAUCGGAGGACUCAGGUUCAGGUCUGAGUGAUGUGUGCAUGGGCAGUGAGGGGCAGCAGGAGAGGGUGGACAUGAACACGAGGAUUGCUGAUCUGGUCAGCACAGGUGCGGAGAAGAUGCGCCGAAAGAGGGUGCAACUCCGCCGGGGUGGUGCUGUGGCGAGUAGCAGCACUGGCAAGGGCAAUGAGGGAAAGGGGAAGAAGGCGGAGCUGCCACCUUACCUAAAGGCAUGGCCGGGGGGGGUCAAUCUGCUGGCAUGUCUGCGAGAGAUGCUGUUGGGGGAGCCGUGCUACCGCCCUGCCUCCCCUGCUGCCCCUUCCGUCCAUCCUGGUGUGAACACCACUGGUGCAGCGCCAAGCACAACUGCUUCUGCCUCUUCCUCCCUUGCUGCUCCAACAACUGCUGCUCCAAACACUGCUGUCUUGUCUACCCACCCACCCGUGCACACCCGUGCUACCAUGUCUACCUAUGCUGCUUCUUCUCCCCAUGUCACCCCAACUACUGGUGCUGCAAUAGGCACUGCAAAUACAGCUGCAUGUGCAGAGGCCUCUGCUCUUGAUGCUAGCAGGGAGAGUAGGUGCAGUGCUGCGGGGUGUGGAAGGAUGGAGGGUGGUGGUGUGAAGCUGAGGAGCUGCGGUGGGUGUGGCAAGGUGGCGUAUUGCAGCAGAGAGUGCCAAAAGGCGCACUGGCCCUCCCACAAGCUCACAUGCCCCGGCAGGACCAGUGGCAAGGAGGGUGCCAGCCGCAGUGGCAAGGUGAGUGGAAAAUAUGAGUGA
Closterium sp. Naga37s-1 is the source of this 7530-nucleotide messenger RNA. The record is from the annotation of a GenBank genome assembly. Lineage: Eukaryota; Viridiplantae; Streptophyta; Zygnematophyceae; Desmidiales; Closteriaceae.